This is a messenger RNA of Paramecium tetraurelia, 2307 nucleotides long. RefSeq lists its product as uncharacterized. Gene Ontology annotation, biological process: signal transduction. The record is from RefSeq and is a predicted model, not a curated record. The transcript has 6 exons. Gene Ontology annotation, molecular function: 3',5'-cyclic-nucleotide phosphodiesterase activity. NCBI's taxonomy places the organism in Eukaryota, Ciliophora, Oligohymenophorea, Peniculida, Parameciidae.
AUGAAUAACUAAUCUGUGAAUAUGCAUUACAAUGACCAGAUAAAGAUGAAGGCGUCAGAAGUAUUUCAGAGUCACUAUAUUAAUACCCAAACAUCGAAAUAGGAAUAAACUAUUGUAAUUUGCUUAAUUGUUUUUGGCAAUAUAAUUUGGAACGUGAUUGCUAAUUUUUAAAACACUGAGUUAAGUCGUUAUCGCUUGGAAUUAACGAUUAAAGUUAUUGAGACUCUUUGGAUUGUAUUUCACUACCUGAAGAAAAAGUAAGCAUUUACUCCAGAGUCCUUUUUGAAUUUAGGUUUAACAAUUUUAUUGAUAAAUGGCCUAAUUACAAUAUUCACCAUAGAGGAUGUACUCAGAAGAUCGGAGUAGGUAUUGGACCAAUUUACUUUUUUCAUAUUAAUCCACCAAUAUAUCUACAAUAGGUUUUCCUUGAAAUUGCACCAGACUCAUCAGGUAAUCGGAAUCAGUAGUGUUUUGGUGUUUUAGAGUUUUUGGGGAAACCACCUUUUUAGCACAAUCAAAAUGAUAACAGUGUAAGGAGUUUUCAUUUUAUCAAAAUAAUUGCGAUAACAAAGACUGAUGAAUGAGACUCAAAACAAGAUCAAGCAAUUCAAUGAAGAGUUGGAUUAAUUGAAGUAGUAGUAAUAAUAAUAGAUUAAUAAAUAUCAAGAAGAAAUAGAUUCGAAAUCACAGAUGCAAUUGCAAUCUAGGGCUAAUGACCUAGUGAAUAAAUUGAAACUAAUCAAAUUUAAGCAGUAAUGCGAAAUCAAGAAUCAGAUGUUAAAGAAUGUUGGUCAAUAACAAGAAAAGUUAUAAUCGAUGGUUUCAAUAACAGAAGUAAUGGGAAGGGAUGAAAUCGAUGAAGCCACAAAUCAACAAAAUUACUCAUCAUCGCCUAAAAUGGAGAACUUCAAGAGGAGAGCAAGCAGAACUCUAUCUCAAAAUUCGGAUUUAAAAGGAAAAAACUUUCAGUUUGAUCAAUAGCAAUCUCACUCGGAUUAAGAUAUCGUGAAGGGUGACAAUUAUAUCACAAUUGAUGAAAUCGACGAUCUACUGAAUUUGUUGACUGGUAAGAAGGACAAUAUAUGGUUGCCAAAGUUCUUGAGAAGUCAUCGCUAAUUGGAUUGUUUAAAUAGUAACAACAGCAUUUAACAAGCAUCCAAAGAGGAUCAAUUUAGUUAAGAUGCCAAGAAAUUCAUACUUUCCCAUUUCACUUAAAAAGAAGCUUCCUUCUAAUAUAUUGAUGACAUUUAGGAUGAUGUGGAUGACAUAGCUGAGAAAACUCUAAUUGAUUUCAACAUCAAUUUCCUAUAACAAGAUUUCACAUUAAACAACUUAGACUUAUCAUAGAGGAUGAUUUUUAUAGAAGGUUCUAUAAAUUUGUUUAAAAUAUUCAAGGUCAUCUAAACUUUGAAGAUUACUAAUCUGGAAACACUUGGAGAAUUUAGUGUCAAAAUAGAAUCUCUAUAUCAGAAUAAUUUCUAUCAUAAUUCAAUGCAUGCCAUAGAUGUCGCAAAUUCAACAGCAUUUUUCUUACAAAAUGGAUUGUCAACUUUAAUCGAUGAUUUCUAAGCUACUUGCUUAUUGAUUUCGUCAUUGGCACAUGACAUCGGACAUCCAGGAUUAAAUAAUGGGUUUAUGACUGCAAAUAGAUGUCGAUUAGCCUUAUUAUUUAAUGACCAAAGUGUUUUGGAGAAUUAUCACUCAUUUCUUUUGUUCUAGGUUCUCACUCAAAGCAAUUGCAAUAUCAUUGAAAACCUAAGCAUCAAUGAAAUCAAGGGAUUCAGAAAGUACUGUUUGAAUCUUAUUCUUGAUACUGAUCUAACCAGACACUUUCAAUUGAUGAACAAAUUCUAAAAUUAUUUGAAUGUCAAUGAAUCUCCUGCUGUUGAUUAGCAAUUAAUUAUGUCGAUUGGAAUUAAAUGUGCAGAUGUUGGACAUGGGGCAAAAGAAUUGAAAUUGCACAAAUUGUGGAGUCGUAGAAUUGUUGAGGAGUUCUUUUUGUAAGGGGAUUUAGAGAACUAUUUGAAAGUACCCAUCUCACCAAUGUGUGAUAGAAAUCAGAAUGUUUCCAAAUCCCAGGAGGGCUUUUUGAAAGCCAUAGUGUUGCCGAUGUUUGAGGCCUUUUCAACAAUCCUAAAGAAUGAAAACAUCUAAAAAACUUGUGUUGAUUAGGUAAAAUAAAACAUAGAAUACUGGUAAUAGCAGGAGACUGAUUAGAAGUUUAUGGAAGAAACUGUAUUUGACACUAAUUCAGGAUUGGAAACUCUUCAGAAGUUCCUACAUGAGCCACUUCAUAUUGAGAUUUGA